AUGCUAGAUCUAAGCAUAUUCGAGGCUAUUCAAACCUCAUUUUUAUCUGCGGUUCCCUCUGCUCAUCUUUUCUCUCUCCUCUCGAAUCUAUCCAACGGCAAAACAAUACUUCCCGUUCAAUUUUCCAUUCGUAGCACCAUAUUACAACUCGUCAAAGAGACAAGUGAAGCCGAUUCUUUCACCAAACAUGGAGUGUGGUGCGCUACUUUGAGCGGUAGUCAUGACACCCUUCAAACUCCACGCUGUCGUCAUCAGCCCCUUCAUUCUUGUCCUGGGAAUGUUGAUCAGAGUCUGCCAUAUUGUUACGCAGUCUUCCAACCCCAGAUAUUAUCACAGUCUCUCUCUUGCCCUAUAAGAUCUGUCUGCUCUCUUCCUGGUUCACGUAUUUCACUCGACCCCUGCCACCCCAUCUGUGCUACCGAAGGCGUUAUUCGCCAUCCCCUGCGUCUGGGUGACCAAUUCAAGGCUCAAGCCUCUGAGUAA
Molecule: messenger RNA, 483 nt
Organism: Protopolystoma xenopodis
Lineage: Eukaryota; Metazoa; Platyhelminthes; Monogenea; Polystomatidea; Polystomatidae
Source: the annotation of a GenBank genome assembly